Messenger RNA from Staurois parvus, 5440 nucleotides. The record is from the annotation of a GenBank genome assembly. Lineage: Eukaryota; Metazoa; Chordata; Amphibia; Anura; Ranidae.
AUGGCGGGUGAGUCCGCCAUGGAGCUGCUGUUUUUAGAUACCUUCAAGCAUCAGAACACGGAGCAAGGCAGCAAUGUUGACGUGGUCCGAUUUCCAUGUGUAGUCUACGUCACUGAGGUUCGAGUCAUCCCACCAGGAGUUAGAGCACACAGCAGCCUGCCAGACAGCAGGGCCUAUGGGGAGACCUCGCCACACACAUUUCAUUUAGACUUAUUCUUCAACAAUGUCACCAAGCCAAGUGCCACUGUGUUUGACAGACUCGGAAGUUUGGAAUACGAUGAAAACAACUCUCUGAUCUUCCGACCAAGUACAAAGGUUAAUACAGAUGGACUUGUGCUGAAGGGAUGGUACAAUUGCCUCACUUUGGCUGUCUAUGGAUCAGUUGACCGAGUGAUCAUAAACCAUGAGCGAGAUUCUCCCCCUCCACCACCUCCACCCCCACCUCCCCCACAGCACCAACAGAUUGGAAUGAAGAGGAAUCCAAAGCAUGUUGAAGAAGAGAAGGAAGACCAAUACAAUGGUAGCCCACCAAGACCACAGCCAAGAGGCCCCCGGACUCCACCAGGUCCUCCCCCACCUGAUGACGAUGAUGACGAUGAGCCAAUGCCAACUGCAGGUGGUGAAAAAGAAGACGAGCGAGAACCAAGGGAAGGUUACUUUGAGCCCAUAUCUCCUGACCGAGUAUCUAUUCACCCUGAUGGUGCUUACUCUGAUGAAGAAGAAGGGGAUGAUGAUCCUCAGGAUGAUGGAGAAGAUGAUGAUGAGGAGGAAGAAGAUGACGAUGACCUCAAUGCUGAAGAUGAUGAAGAUGAGGAUGAUGUUCAAACAGAGGACAGCCUUGUUGAUGAAGAAGAUGAUGAAGAGGAUGAGGAGGAGGAAAUUGAAGGAGAUGACGGUUAUGAGCAGAUCUCCAGUGAUGAAGAUGGAAUUGCUGACUUUGAAAGAGAAUCAUUCAAAUAUCCAAGUUUUGAUAUAGAUUACACUCCUGAAGACUUGGCAUCCGUGCCCACCAUGACUUAUGAUCCUUAUGAUCGUGAUUUAGGCCCUCUCCUGUACUUCAACUGCCCAUACAGAACUGCUUUUGAGAACGAAGUUAACAAGCUGCGUGAUCAGGACCUUGAUAAAGAAACUUCUGGGGCCAGUGAGACAUCAAUAAAGUUAUUGGAAUUAUUGGAUCUGUAUCAGGAUGACAGAGGUGCAAAGUGGGUUACAGCACUAGAAGAAGUACCCAGCCUCAUAGUGAAAGGAUUGAGCUUUCUGCAGCUUAAAGAGCCUGGACGGGACCAUCUAAGCCAGUUAGUUGAUUGGGCGAUGCAAGCGUUGGAUUUGCAGCUGGCUCUGCAGCAGCCUAUAGCCUUGAAUGUCCGACAGCUGAAAGCUGGCACAAAGUUGGUGUCCUCCCUAGCAGAAUGUGGCACUCGAGCUGUAGAAUCUCUAAUAAAAGCUGAUGUCAUCAACAAAUUGUAUGACUUGCUGUUUGCAGAACAUGUGUCGUCUUCUCUCAAAUUAAAUGCUUUUAAAUCCCUGGACAGUGUCAUCAGUACAACUGAAGGCAUGGAUGCAUUUUUAAGGAACCGUACAGAGAUGCAAGUAAAAAGUGGUUACCAGAGACUGUUGGAGUUGAUCUUGUUGGACCAGACUGUUAGAGUUUUUACAGCAUGUUCUGCUGUGCUACAGAAAUGUCACUUUAAUGAAGUUCUUUCUGACAUAAAGAGAACAGCAGACCAGUUAGCUGACCGCACGCCGCCUCCUUCAAACACUGGAGAGCGAGAACAGGAGACAGCAACUGCUCCAGAGAGAUCAAACCGUGACUUUGACAAUGAUGCUGAAGUUCCUAUGGAUAUGGACAAUCUCUUGGAAUCUACAAGUAUUAGCGAAGGGGAACUGGAGAAAUUGAUGGGACUUCUGAAUGAGAUUUUUCAUGUAUUAGAGACAGCACCACACACCAUGAUCCAGCCUCCUGUAAAGUCUUUCCCAACAACAGCCAGAAUCACCGGGCCUCUUGAAAGAGAUGACCCCUAUCCUAUCAUAUAUCGGUUCCUGCACAGUCACCAAUUCUUGGAAUCUGCAACGGUGCUUCUGUCUCUUCCAGGGACAAGCUCUCACCCUGGGAUUGUUCAAGCUGUAAGAGAGAUAUUGCGGUUUCUGGCACAGUCGCAGAAGGGCCUCCUGUUUCUGUUGUUUGAGAAUGAAGCAACAAACCUGAUCGCCAGAGCCCUUUGCCAGGUGUCUGAGCAAGAUCAGGAGGACAAUCUGCAAACGGAGGGGAACAGCGAAGACUCUUGUGCCUUGUGGCUCCUGCAUGCCACCCAAGCUUUGCAGUACAUCUCUGAACUCUUCCACCAUUUCCAGAAUUGUACAGGCGCAGAAGAGGCCGAUCAUGCUAAUUUGUUGGGGAUCCUUCACAACCUUUACCUGAUCAGCUUCAAUCCUGUUGGCAGGUCUGCUGUGGCCCAUGUCUUUAGCCUGGACAAGAAUCUGCAAUGUCUCAUAACUUUAAUGGAGUUCUGCUCAAAGGAAGCACUUGGUGAUGCAAAAUCGAAGAAAUCUGUGGCCUAUAACUAUGCCUGUCUGCUUGUGUUGCUCGUGGUGCAAACAUCAAAUGAUGUUCAGAUGUUGGAGGAUCACUCUGCAUCUCUGCUCAAGUUGUGUAAGGCAGAUGAGAACAAUGCCAAACUGCAAGAGCUUGCUAAAUGGUUAGAGCCAUUGAAAACUAUUCGCUUUGAGAUAAAUUGUAUCCCCAACCUAAUUGAUUAUAUUAAACAGAAUGUUGACAAUUUGAUGGCCCUGGAGGGUGCUGGACUGCUGACUGCUCUUAGGAUUCUUUGUCAUGUGGCUUGCCCACCAGCUGCUGUUGAGGGACAGCAAAAGGAUCUUAAGUGGAAUCUCGCUGUCAUUCAGCUUUUCUCAGCUGAGGGACUGGACACUUUCAUUCGCAUUUUACAGAAAAUGAAUAGCAUCCUCAUCCAACCAUGGAGACUUCAUGUCAACCUCGGGACCACUUUGUACAGGGCAAUCACAAUCUCUGUAGCCCGCUGCACUUUGUCUCUACUCAAAACAAUGCUGACUGAGCUAUUGAGAGGUGGCUCUUUUGAGUUUAAGGACAUGCGUGUUCCAUCCACAUUGGUCACCUUGCACAUGCUCCUCUGCUCCAUACCUCUUUCUGGAAGGUUGGAUGGUGAAGAGCAGAAGAUCCAAAGUGACAUCAUAGACAUCCUUCUGACUUUUACCCAAGGUGUAAAUGAGAAGAUGACCAUCUCUGAGGAAACAUUGGCUAAUAACACAUGGUCAUUGAUGCUCAAAGAAGUGCUUUCCUCUAACUUAAAAGUUCCUGAAGGAUUCUUCUCUGGACUUGUCAUAUUGUCAGAACUUUUACCCUUCCCACUUCCAAUGCAAACAACUCAGGCUAUUGAACCACAGGACAUUGCAGUGGCUCUGAACACCAGGAAGUUGUGGAGUAUGCACCUACAUGUUCAUUCUAAGCUGCUUCAAGAUAUUGUGAAGUCUUUCUCUGGGACAUCUUGCCAGCCUCUGCUGCAUAUGAUAAGGCGAGUCUGUAUCCAGCUGUGUGACCUGGCCUCACCCACUGCACUUUUGAUUAUGCGCACUGUAUUGGACCUCAUAGUGGAAGAUCUGCAGAGUGGUCCGGAAGAGAAAGAAAAACCGUGUACAGGCCAGACAGCUCGUCUACUUGCGCUCUUGGACUCCCUAGCUGCCCAGAGCUUGCAAAGUUGCUGUUCUUCAUCUUAUUAACGGAGGUAAAGGUGAUGAGCGAUAUAAUGAAAUUUUCCAAAAGAUGCUGAACGUCAUGAAAUCUGCAAGUGACAACAUCAUCCACCAGCAGUGUGCAGAGUAUAUAUCCUCCAUUGUGCAGUACCUCUGUGACCAGGAUAUUGCUCUCAUUCUGCCAAGCUCAGGGGAAAGCCCAGUAUCUGAAUUAGACCAGCUUGCUAACUCCCUGCCUAGCAAGGAUCUCCUUCCAUUUGUCUGUGAAAGUUUGAUGGAGAGUUUAGGCAACAAUGACAGCAGUUACACUUCACUUCUUACCUGUAUUCGCACUAUGAUGUUCCUCUCUGAGCACGAUUAUGGCUUUUACCACUUAAAGAGCUCUCUUAGGAAACACAGCACUGCACUCUAUUUAUUAUUGAAGAGAAUUGUAUGUGGGUUUGGCAAGGACAUGGGAGAACUGGCUUCUUCAUUCUUGGAUUUCAUGAGACAGAUCCUGAACUCUGACUCAGUGGCUGCUGGGGAUGACGGAGGAAUGAUGGAAGUGGAUGGAUCUCACCACACGAAGACCAUGGGGCUCAACCCUGGUGAGAUGAAGCAGCUGCUCCUCAGCAAGGAAGACAUGACUCAAAAUCUGGUUCUUGAUCUGGAGAAACUUGUCCUGGAGCAGUCAAAAGAGGAUGAUACUUUGGAGUCUUUACUGGAUAAUGUGUCUGGAAUCAGGCAAAUACUUGAAACUGUGAAGGAGCCAUUGCCUCUCGGUGACCAGGACGUGGAGCCAGUUUUAUCUGCGCCAGACACUCUGCAGAAUCUAUUCAAUAACAGGACUGUGUACAUUUUAGCCGAUGUAAUGGACGAGCAGCUGAAGUCUCUGUCAUUUUCACCAUUCCAGCCAGAGGAAGCAGAUGUGGACCUAGACAUGAUGAAAGUUGAUUUGAUUGACCUUUCUGCCAAAUGCUGCAGUGACUUUGACUUAAAGGCGGAACUGGAGAAAUCCUUUUUGUUGGAGCCAUCAUCACCUGGAAGGACAAAGACCACUAAAGGGUUUAAACUAGGAAAGCACAAACAUGAGACUUUCAUUACAAGUGGCAAAUCUGAAUAUAUCGAACCAGCAAAGAGAGCCCACUUUGUGCCUCUUCCUCGUGGGAGGGGCAGGGGUGGCUUUGGACAGGCUAUGCGCCCUCAUGACCUCUUUCGCCAGAGGAAACAAAAUACAAGCCGCCCACCUUCCAUGCAUGUGGAUGAUUUUGUGGCAGCUGAACGAAAAGAAGUGGUGCCUCCAGUUGGAAUCCCGCCUCAGAAGCGGCCGCCAAAAGCAACACAAAAGGUGUCAUCAAGAGGUGGUUUUCCAGGAAAUCGUGGUGGCAGAGGGGCUUUCCAUAGCCAGAGCAGAUUCUUUACGCCACCUGCUCCUAAAGUAAACUACAGUCGCCGUGAAGGAGUCCGGGUCAUAAACUGGCCUGGCCAAGCUGCUCCGAGAGCCGCCUAUGUGGAAAGCAGAGGAGCACAAAGCAACUUUGACAGAGGACCAUUGCCCCCUCUGAGACAGAGCUCUACAGGAUACCGUCCAAAUCCACGUGAACGAGCCACCAGGGGCCGCGGUGGGCUAGGCCCAUCCUGGAAUAAUGCAGCAGGCAGUGGAAACGCUUCCCGUGGAAAGUUUCUGGGGGGAAAUGGCAGCAGAGGACGUCAUGUACGCUCCUUCACCAGAUAG